UCUCAUUUCCGCUCCCAGAACCGGAACCCCUCGGUGGCUGUGUACUACACCAACCGGGCCCUUUGCUAUGUGAAACUCCAGCAGCAUGACAAGGCCCUGGCGGACUGCAAGCACGCCCUGGAGCUGGACAGCCAGUCUGUGAAGGCCCACUUCUUCCUGGGCCAGUGCCACCUGGAGAUGGAGAACUACGACGAAGCCAUUGGCAACCUGCAGAGAGCCUACAACCUGGCGAAGGAACAGCGGCUGAACUUUGGGGACGACAUCCCCAGCGCUCUCAGGAUAGCCAAGAAGAAGCGCUGGAACAGCAUCGAGGAGAAACGCAUCAACCAGGAGAACGAGCUCCACGCCUAUCUCACCAAGCUCAUCCUCGCCGAGAAAGAAAGGUACACGGGCGCAGAUAAAUACUUGUCCGACAUGGAUGAGCUGUUUUCUCAGGUUGAUGAAAAAAGAAAGAAACGUGAAAUUCCCGACUACCUUUGUGGAAAGAUCAGCUUUGAGCUGAUGAGGGAGCCCUGCAUCACCCCUAGUGGGAUCACUUACGACCGCAAAGACAUAGAGGAGCAUCUACAGAGAGUCGGACACUUUGACCCCGUGACCCGAAGCCCUCUGACCCAAGAUCAGCUCAUCCCCAACCUGGCCAUGAAGGAGGUCAUCGACGCCUUUAUCGCGGAGAACGGUUGGGUGGAGGAUUACUGAAGCUGGCGCGGCGGGGAGGAGAAACAACGAAAGAGAAACGAAACAAACCAAUAUGCCCUCCUGGAUUUGCACUUUAUCACAGCCAGCCACGCAAGAGACUGCCUUAACAGAGCGCGGGCCGGCUGUAUACUUCAUGUAACUCUGCCAUUCUUCUGUAUGCCUGCCAGGGCAACAAGAUCCCCUUGCAAAGCAAAAUGCAAUGAAAACCAAGUCACUCGUUCUAAACUCUUCAGUCCUAGGUCUCCCUAGUACUCGCCUGUAUAUGCACACUAACCGUUUCACCAUCUGUGUCCUCGGGACCUGUUUGUUUUUAAGUUUGUUUUUUUUUAUUUAGGAGAUUGUGGAAUUCUGUCUUUUCCUUGCCACCUGAGUACAAGCAUAUAUACCCCUCUUUUAAACGUCCAGGAAUGGGAAGAUGAACCUAGAAACAUAUAAGUCUAUAAAUAUGAAUAAAGUAUAUAAAUAUAAAUAUAUAUUGUGGAGUAGAGUUUCAAAUGCUGGAUUUCGCAGCCCAGGGAGCUGGUAGGUCUGUUGCUGGCGGAAAUGAAUGACUGGAAUCCCAUUACAAGCGAAGUUGAACACUCCUGUAGUUUUCUGGUUGGAAAUUUAGGGGCAUGUUAACAGGUUUUGACUGCGAGUUGAUUUUCACUGGCCUGUUGGCAGAGCACCACACAACCAAGGCUGAGGAAUUCAAGUCGUAUAUUCCUUUACGAGCAGGCUCUCUAAAUGCAAGUCUAGCGUCAUAUAGAGUCUCGUUUUCCCUCUGCAGUGCACAGGCAUCAUUUCUCUUUUUUUUUGGGGGGGGGGGGUUGGACUGUUCCCUUGAUUACCAGAUGGGUAUGCAGGAGACUCUUGUUUAACAAACGCACAGUGACUGAAAUUAAAAGAGGAACCCAGACCAUUAGUAGGAGAUGUCCGUUCACCCAUUGAAUUCUACAUACUUGAGUUAUGUAUGUUCCGAGCAGAGGAGCAGGAGUGAAAAGGUUUGUAUAGCUGCCUGGCUCCGUGGAAAUGUGCUUCUAAAAAAAUAUUUUGCUUGUACGCUGUUUGGCACGUGGGAGAACGGAUAAGAUUUGGUGCACUGAGACGCAUGCCGGCGGUCCCGACACGCUCUUCCUGCGGAGAGCAGAGUACCGAUUUGGAAUCGCUAUCUUUGGCUCUUUUCUUGACCCUGUUUGUGUGGUCCCAGAUUCUGCACCACAGGUUUGGAACGCGUUCCCGGCUCAAUUCUAGACGGCUUUGUGAGACCCGUGUGAAGACAUUUUCGUAUUUUGCAGGAAGCUUAAUCUUCAGAUGCACACCUGCAGGAUUUGGAAGGAAACCCGUCUAUUGAAGGAAAUACUUUGAUGCUGGUAUCGCUGUUGAACGCAGUCUAAUAUCUCCUUCAGAAAAUAUCCACAGGAUUCUGGCCUACAUUGCGCUUUAUGUGGACACCUGUAGUUCGUUUAGUGUAUUUUCACUGCCAGGAGACCCAGAACUACCCUGUUUCAGAGAACAAAGGAAGAUGUUUGCUUCUAAAAGGAUGUUAUUUAUUGAAAUGCCAGCAUUUUCAGUGCUGAAUUGGAAUUGAACUAUAAGCAUGUUUAGUAGAUCUAUUAAAUAUUUCAAAUGGAUUAAUAGUAAAUGUUGGAGUAUAUCUUUAAUUAUAUCCUGUUAUAUUGUUUAAUAAACUUCUAAGGCCUAA
Lepisosteus oculatus (spotted gar) is the source of this 2380-nucleotide messenger RNA. Lineage: Eukaryota; Metazoa; Chordata; Actinopteri; Semionotiformes; Lepisosteidae. The record is from RefSeq and is a predicted model, not a curated record.